Molecule: messenger RNA, 4040 nt
Organism: Lytechinus variegatus (green sea urchin)
Lineage: Eukaryota; Metazoa; Echinodermata; Echinoidea; Temnopleuroida; Toxopneustidae
Product: glutenin, high molecular weight subunit DX5-like
Exons: 4
Coding region: 40-1563 (507 amino acids)
Source: RefSeq, a predicted model, not a curated record
GGGGCUGGCUGAUAUAGUUUUCUACUCCACCGGUUCUGAAUGUUAAUGCCACUGAAGAUGCCGCCCAAGUAUCGUCGUAAGACAUACACCAAGAUAGAGAAACAAAUCCUCAUGGAACUGAUCGAACCAAACCUUCCAGCCAUCACCGACAAACGCCGCGAAGGAAAGGUCCUCUUCAACCACGACCGGGCCUGGCGAGAGAUCGCGCUCCUCUUCAAUGCUCAUCGCGACACGGUGACGGUGAGGACCGCCACUGAUCUGAGAGGGGCAUGGAAGUACGUGACCCAGGUCCAGUUCCCGAAGCUACCUCCUAUGCAGAUUGUGAUGGAGUACUUGAACGGUAGAAAGAGAUUGGUGAACUAUCGGGCGCUUCUUCUGGAUGCUUCACACUGGAAGAUGGAGGAUGGAGCAGGAGUGUCUAUGCCUCUCACAGACCUCCCACCGGUCAAGGUACGAGGGAAACGCACCGUCUACAAACUCUACGAGAAGGAACUACUCCUGGAGCUAGUCACCAACCGUUGGUCUGACGUGAUGUUGACCGGUCCAGAGCUGACCUGUGAGCUGCGUCGAGAUGGAGCAUGGCAAGAGAUUCAUGAUAACUAUAAUGAAGACCCAAGAGCUGUCACUCAAAGAACCAUCCGAGAUCUGCGUUACUGUUGGAAGUACAUGGUGCAGCAGGGCCGUCAGGUAGAGGCUAAACUGAAGGCACAACAGCCAGGUGAUCCUCCAUUCAUUCCUUCUCCUACCGAGGCUGUCUACCUGAGGGUUCGUCAACUAGAACUGGACUGUGGCAGUCGCUUCCUACCCUUCUACCUGCAGAGCCCUCCUCAUCAGCCAGACGACAUGUCACCAAACCCUGAUGAAAGUCCAUCUGGGCAAGGUCAACCACUGCAGAGCCCACAGCAAGGACAGGGACGUGGGAGAGGGCGCCGCAGCAAUGCAGCCAGACAGGAGGCUGCAAGGCAGGAAGCAGCGAGACAAGAGCAGGCCAGACAAGAAGCAAGACAGGCUGCACAACAGGCUGUCCAGAUGCAUCAGGAUGCUGCUGCAGCUGCUGUACAACAACAACAACAACAACAGCAGCAGCAGCAACAACAACAGCAGCAACAACAGCAACAACAACAGCAGCAACAACAACAGCAGCAGCAACAACAACAGCCACAACAACAGCAACAACAGCAGCAGCAACAGCAAUCACAGCAUCAGGAAACCCAACCACCACACCAGGGAUCAGCUCUGCAGCACCAAGGAACUACAGGACAACAGCCACACCAAUCUCCUGUAGUCUCUCAACACCAACCCCCAGUGGUGUCCCAGCAUCAGGAGCAGACUCCACAACAACCACAUCCGGCCCUCGCACUCCUCCACCAGGGUCAAGCACCUCAGCCAGGACUUCAUCAUGGAUCAUCACCUCACCAGGUUCCUGUGCCACACCAAGGGCAGAGUCCUCAAGCUCUGCAGCAUCCUGGACCGCUGCAGGUUCCGCUGGCUCAGCAAGGUCUGGCUCUUAUCCAAGGUCUUGCCCUACACCAUGCUACUAGACCUCAACACACUGGAUCCUAAAGCCUUAUUCUCUCCCUUCUCUUCUCUCUCUAUUCUUCUCUCCUGUCCACCUUUUGCUGUAGAUGUACAGUGAGUAUCAAAACAUUCUUCUAUUCCUCUUCCAGUUGAUGGUAUUUUGUUUUUUUUAGUCAAAGACCUUGAUAAUAUUGAUCUCUUGGCAUCAAAUGAUGCUACAUCCCUUUGUGUUUGUUCUUAGAUAAACAAAUGUUUCUUGCCUGUAUUCUUGCUUUUUAUAUGUUUCUUCGUAGUUUAACAAAAAUGUAGGAAAUAAGAUGACUCUGAUAAUUACACGGUGUGUAAUGAUCACACUAAAUCCUGUUAUUGAUCAGAAACCAAAUUUUAUCAAAAGAAAAAUUUUAUUACUUUUACACUGCCUUUAAGACAUAUCACAGACCUUCCUCCCGUUCACUAUUGCUUUUGUCAAGUUUUGAGGUAGGUUGUGAUCUUGUAAAUUUUUAAGAAUAGAAAUCACAAUAAAAUAAUCUCCAUGUUAUUGCCAGAGGGUGAUGUCAAUGUCAUAGGAUUCAGCAACUGAGGACUCCAUGAUGGUGAUUCAUUUGAUUGUAAAUGUAUUGUAAAUAUUUAUAUGGUGCUUUCUAGCUGCUGUACAUAUAUGCUAAGAAGCUUGUAGAAGUAGAAGCUGUGACCUUGUAAACUGUUGUAUCAUAGCUAAUUAUGAUCAAACAGUUGAAAUACUACUCGAUGUUAUCAUGACAUUAAUUAAAUGUCUUUUAAGUUUUUGUAUGUUUGUAGCAUUGUGUAGUUCACUUAAGUGCCAAAAAGUUUCUGGCAUAUUCCAUUUAUGUCAAUUAUACCAUGUUUUUAGUGUAUAAUUUUGAUGAUUCUUUAACAAGUUAUGACAACCAUGUCUUGUGACUGGUUGGUAGAUUAGUAAAGUUGAUAAUUUUGUACCAUAUUUAUGUUUUUAUUGAUCAGAGAGAUAAUGCAACUCCAUAAUCAAAAGCUUUUACCUCUGUUUAUACUGCAUUGUGAAACAUUUGCCAUGUUUUAAUGUAAAAAAAAAUAAUGAACAUCUCAUCUUAAAUUUGCCUCCUUUACAAAAGCAAUUGUUAUGUUAUUAUAGUAAGCAUAGGAUAGAGCCAUGCUGUACUUAAUGUGUAACCAUUUCAAAUAUUUGUUCUGCAACAUUUAAUAAGUUAUAUGGUACAUCUAUCUUUUCUGCAGUUGAGAUAUAUAUUCCAUCAUGUGUAUAAUGUGGUAGUUGACAUGUACGGUCAAUAUUGAAAGAAUGGACAUGUUAUUAGUCUAUUUGUUAGUUUGUUUUGCUGAAAUUCUGUAAGAUGGCUCUGUGAAAGUUUUGAUGGAAGAAAAUGUAAAUAUUAUUCAAAUAAUCAACCAAAGAAAGAAAUAAAUGUUUCCUAGAUUAAAAAACAACAACUAAAAUCCCUUCUACAUAUCAUGUAUUACUGUAUACACGUAUCUAUUCUUUGUUGUUACUAAAUCAACAUAUGUGAUGUUAGUAUAGCUGGAAAAUCCUUUAUAUAUUCCAUUUUAUUGUGGUGCCAUAAGCAAUCAUGAAGUGCAUGGAAGACAGGAAUACGGGGCUAAGUAAAAGAAAAAAAUACCAUGUUGCAAAAUCAAAUUCAUUCAAAACGCUAUCUCAAAUGCAGAAUUACCAAAUUGAUAACACCAGUUUCUAAUAAUAUCAAUCUCAAAUAUUAUACUAGUACAAUGCGAGAUAAUAGGGCCAAAACAUAAAAAUGACAAGGUUUUUCAAGAUAUUUAUAUACACUUACAAAAACUUGUUUUUGUCUGCAUGGUUCUAUUAUCAAUAUUAAAAAGGUGGUAAAAGUUUGUAGGUUCACUGUGAGCAUGAAGGCAGAUACAAAAAUCUAUGCUGUGAGGCUCUUGCUAAAAAUAGUCACUGAGGACCUUUAGGAUCCAUUUUCACGAAAAGUCUGUACAAUUAUCAAUACCACUGAUUUAUGAUGAGAUACUGUAUGAGGCACAGUUUGUAAUUUAUUACCAAUCUAUUGGAAAAUUCUAUAAUUCAUUCAUAAUUCAUAUAACAUCUAAAUCUAUUUAUAGAUCGAGAUCAGAAUAUGAAAUUUGCUAUUAUUUAAAAUAUUGGUUUGCAUAAAUGAAUAAUUCUAGAAGUUAAUAAUAAAUUUACAGAAUAAAAUUUUCUUCAGCAUUUCGAUGUAAAUCAUGGAUAUAACAGUUGGUUCUUACAAAGACCAUUUCGUGAAGCUAGGUACUGAUGUUCAAUGCUAGGGCAUUAUCUCUGAUUAUAUUAAAGUAAGAAAGCAACUGGUUCUCAAUCUGAAACACCUAAAUAACUUCUGAUUUGAAUUGUAACUAAAUAACUUAAUGUACAUGAAUGGGAAUUUAGGCAGAGUUUUUAAAGCUAAAUUUGUAGUCAUUUCAAGAUGUUCUGGAAGAGCUACACCAUCAAUGAUAUAUCCCCCAAAACAAGUGAUCAUGGAUGACUUUUCUACAUUUUCUCCUAAGAAUGU